This is a messenger RNA of Papaver somniferum (opium poppy), 1365 nucleotides long. RefSeq lists its product as uncharacterized. The coding region runs from base 1 to 1365 and encodes 454 amino acids. NCBI's taxonomy places the organism in Eukaryota, Viridiplantae, Streptophyta, Magnoliopsida, Ranunculales, Papaveraceae. The transcript has 5 exons. The record is from RefSeq and is a predicted model, not a curated record.
AUGUGUUGUAGUAACAGACAACACCUAAGUCGUGCUUCUUCAUCUACUGUUCAGGGAGAUUCUAAUUGGGACAUUGCUGCUGCUCAAGGUUUUGAAGCUCAGAAUCACACUGAUGCAUUCUUGGAAACAGGGCUGAAGUUACAGAUGGCCGGAGUAGAAAUUAAUGGAGCACCCGUUUUGUUCGGGCCAAUUGAUAAAAGUUGGGUAGAAGAGCGCGACAAAUUGUCUGAUAAGUAUUUGGAAGGUGUUGCAUCUUUUAUUCAGAUGACAAAAAAUUAUCUCUCGAGUAAGAAUGAGGAAUUAUGCACGUGCCCCUGUAAAAAGUGUGUUAACCGUAACCCACCUACUUCAUUAGCUGAAAUCGAAAAUCACUUGUUCACAAAUGGCAUGGCAGGUAGUUAUAACAUAUGGGUACUUCAUGGGGAAGAAGAUAAUCCUAAUCCAAACCAAUCAACGGCUAGCCAUCACAAUGUUUUUAACGAUGGUACAACUCAUUCUGGAAAUAAAAAUACAGGUGUACUUGAUAUGUUACAUGAUGCUGAUAAAGAUCGGCCUUUUGAUAGGCAAGCAGAUACAGGUAGUCACGAAGAAACUAAUGAUGGUUCUGGCGAAGCUGACAGUACAGACAAUUUGGGUGAAGCUAGUACAAAGUUUGAGGAGCUAUUAGGUAAAGCUAAGCAAGAACUAUACCCUGGAUGUACAGAUUACUCGUCAUUGACUUUCCUUGUAGAGUUAAUGCAUCUCAAGGUGCUCAACUGUUGGAGCAGCAAAUGUUUUGAGAUGCAGCUUGAGUUUCUUAAAAAAUCUUUUCCAAAAGAUAAUACAAUUCCAAAUUCAUACUAUGAAGCUAAAAAUACACUGCGUGAUCUUGGAUUGGGUUAUGAAUCGAUUGAUGCCUGUAAAAAUGAUUGUGCUUUAUACUGGAAGGAACAUAAGGAUAGGGAGGAUUGUCCAGUAUGCCACGAGCCUAGGUACAAAUUCAAUAACAGCAAGGAAGAUCCUCGCAAUGUAAGGUUAGGCCUUGCCACUGAUGGGUUUAAUCCCUUUGGGAAUAUGAAUAAUGCGUAUAGCAUGUGGCCAGUUAUAGUGAUGCCCUACAACUUACCCCCUUGGAAGUGUAUGAAACAACCUUUUUUCAUGAGGGCAUUACUUAUUCCUGGCGAGAAAGCACAUGGAUGGAGUACAAAAGGUUAUUUAGGCUGUCCAGUAUGUAAUGAUGAUCCACCAUCCCGUGCAUUGAGGAGUAAGAUCGGAUAUCUGCGUCAUCGUAGGUUUUUGCCUCGCAAGCAUCCGCGGAGAAGAAACAAACUUCAUGAUGGAAACGAUGAGAUUCACAGUCCGCCGAAAGAGUUGACAGGCAUUUAA